Amoebophrya sp. A120 is the source of this 2573-nucleotide messenger RNA. The record is from the annotation of a GenBank genome assembly. NCBI's taxonomy places the organism in Eukaryota, Dinophyceae, Syndiniales, Amoebophryaceae.
AACUGCUUUCGUGCAAUGUCCGGUCGUUCACUUUUGAAUCGUGCAAGAAAAAGGAUGAGCGCAACGCUAGUACCUCAAGUGAUGAUCUCUUCGUGAUUUUGUCCUUCUGAAACCGAAAGAGCACCACCAGACAGGAUUUCAUUUUCCCCAGAAGAGUUUUGGAAAAGUGCCCGAUCUAAUCAGUAGUGUAGGCUACCCAGAUAGUCUUGUCCCAACAAUCAAGCUGCAUUUUUGUCCUUCUCUUCGAGCAGCUCUUUAUCAUGCGUAAGACGACAUUAUUUAUGUAGUGUCCGCAAUAUUAUUCUGCCUCACUUAACAAAAAUAAACCUCUUCCCUCAUCUCCCAGGUCGAUAAGUGUAAUGCUGUGGCGUCGGGCUUUUUGCGUGGACGCUCAUGAACAAACGUGACCUGCUUUGUAACGCUUUCCAUUGACCUGUUUUAGUUUUAGAGACCUUAGAUUGAUUAGAAAGAAUGCAGCAUUUUCCUGUGCGCCGCACCCAACAUGUUUACCCCUUUCUCGAGGCGGCAUUUUUGGCGCAUGAUCCGGAGAAACAAAUAACUGCAUCAGCAACGAACGCAUAAGAGACGUAGCGUCAUGGUGACACAGAAACAAGAGCAAGCACCGUCAGUCGAGAAAAAGCCCGCGAUUCCGCUGGGCCAGCUUCCGUGGGGAAGUUCGGAAGAAGAAGAAGGGCUGCAAAGUCAUUCCGCCCGGGGCAUGACGCUGCGGCAACAUGAAGAGCAGGUCGAGGCAGAAGACAAAGCCGCACGGAAGCUGCAGGCUGUUCACCGGGGGAACAAAGACAGGCAGCGCGUGGAGCUGAUGAAAGCCGGCGACGUGAGCCCGGCAGAGAGCGCGAAUUCCGUGCACAGCGGGGUCUGGCAUUUGUCGCACCAGCACGAGGAGCAGCGACUGGGGGCCGCUGCCACCAAGCUCCAGGCCGUGCACCGGGGCAAUCAAGACCGGCAAAGGGUGGAGCUGAUGAAGGCCGGGGAUGUGAGCCCGGCGGAAAGUGUCGGAUCCGGCCACAGCGGCGUUUGGCACAUUUCGCACCGCCACGACGAGCAGCAGCGCGUCGAGGCGACUGCCGCAGUAAAGAUCCAGGCCAUCCACCGCGGUAACCAGGAUCGCGCAGAGCUGGGCAAAAAGCACGAUGCCGCAACGCGUAUCCAGGCCGUACGCAAGGGGAACGUGGCACGCAACCAGGUCGAUUUCAUGAAGGCCGGAGCCUUCAGCGGAGCGGAGAGCGUGACUUCCCAGCACUCGGGGAUCUUCCACCUCGACCACCGGCACGAGGAGCAGACGCGCGCAGAGACCGCUGCAGCCCUGCAGAUCCAAGCCCUGCAUAGAGGAAACCGGGACCGAGAGGACUUGCGACAGCAGCAAACCGCGGCGGCGCGCAUUCAAGCGGUGCACCGCGGGAAUGCAGUGCGCGCGGAUAUCCAGGAGCAGCAUGAAGCCGCCAGCCGCAUACAGUCCGGGUUCUUUCGUAGCCGGAAUAUUAAAGAUGCCACUGAAGCAUCAGAAGCGAAGGGAACCGCUGGUCUGCGGAGAGAUGAGCCGAGCGAGUCCGCCGAUGAGAUGGAGGUUCCGGACGAGGUGAAAAUGGAAAGGUCGGACGCACCAACAACUGCGGAGCACGAGGCUGCGUCGAAAAUCCAAGCCAUCCAGCGCGGAAACGCGGCGCGGGCGGAGCUACAAGAGAAACAGGAUGCCGCAGUACGAAUACAAGCAGCGUACAAGGGCAAUGUUGCCCGAGCGGAGCUCCUGGAACAGCACGAGGCUGCAUCGAAGGUCCAGGCUGUGUACCGAGGUAACGCAGUGCGAGCUGAGAUUCAGGAACAGCAUGAAGCUGCAGCGAAGGUCCAGGCUGUGUACCGAGGUAACGCUGCGCGAACAGGCUUGCAGCAGCAGAAAGACUUUAGUGCCACUACCUCUAGGGUAAAGGCGGAGGCUCAAGUAGAGGGGACACUUGCAGCGGAUCCGGCGAACGAGGAGAAGCAGCAGGGCAUGGUAGUGUCAAAUAUGCCCACCGGAAGCAGUGCGGAGCAUGAGGCAGCCGUGAAAAUUCAAGCAAUACAGCGUGGAAACGCAGCGCGUGCAGACCUACAGGAGCAGCAAGAUGCCGCAGUCAGGAUACAGGCAGCGUACAAAGGUAACGUUGCGCGCGCUGAGAUUCAGGAACAGCAUGAAGCCGCAGCGAAGGUUCAGGCUGUCUACCGAGGUAAUGCUACGCGCGAUGAGAUUCAGGAACAGCAUGAAGCUGCAGCGAAGGUUCAGGCUGUGUACAAGGGUAAUGUUGCCAGGGCCGAGCUUCAGGAGCAACACGAGGCAGCGGCAAAGAUCCAGGUGGUCUACAAGGGGACCGCGGUGCGAGCGGAUGUGCAGGAACAGCACGAGGCAGCCGAGAGGAUUCAGGCGGUCUAUAAGGGCAACGCAGUUCGUGCGGAUUUACAGGAACAGCAUGAAGCAGCCGCAAAAGUGCAAGCCGCGUAUCGAGGGAAUGCUGUCCGUGCGGAGCUGCAGCAAAAGCAGGCAGUUGUGGCUCAAGAGGCUCAACAAGAAGAUUUAA